This is a messenger RNA of Emys orbicularis (European pond turtle), 1380 nucleotides long. It is a transcript of the gene TACR1, whose product is annotated as tachykinin receptor 1. Lineage: Eukaryota; Metazoa; Chordata; Testudines; Emydidae. The record is from RefSeq and is a predicted model, not a curated record. Bases 1 to 1380 code for a protein of 459 amino acids. Gene Ontology annotation, cellular component: sperm midpiece; plasma membrane. Gene Ontology annotation, biological process: G protein-coupled receptor signaling pathway; positive regulation of flagellated sperm motility. Gene Ontology annotation, molecular function: substance P receptor activity. The transcript is spliced from 5 exons.
AUGUGCCACAGCUGUAGACGACUCCCCCUCGCCCUACCUAACCCAAACCUUCAUGACCAGUCGCCACCUGGCUCUAGCAUUGCUGGCCGAGGAGGACUCUCCCCCACACACCGCAUUUUCUUGGAGCGGAGGAGAGAGGGGAAGAUGGAUGAUGACUUGUACGCUGAGGAGAACAUAGACUAUCUGUUGUCCCACAACAGGUCUGCCAAUGAAUCCGAUGCCAACCAGUUCGCGCAGCCCGCUUGGCAGAUCACCCUCUGGGCUGUCGCCUACUCUCUCAUUGUGAUCGUGGCGGUGGUGGGGAAUAUCGUGGUGAUGUGGAUCAUCCUAGCCCACAAGAGGAUGAGGACGGUGACCAAUUAUUUCCUGGUGAACCUGGCUUUUGCAGAAGCCUCCAUGGCCGCCUUUAACACCGUCGUCAAUUUCACCUAUGCCAUCCACAACGAGUGGUACUAUGGGCUGGUCUACUGCAAGUUCCACAACUUCUUCCCCAUCGCCGCCGUGUUUGCCAGCAUCUACUCCAUGACGGCCAUCGCCGUGGACAGGUACAUGGCUAUUAUCCAUCCAUUGCAACCCAGAUUGUCAGCCACAGCCACCAAGGUGGUCGUCACCGUUAUUUGGUUCCUGGCUUUAUUGCUGGCGUUCCCGCAGGGUUAUUACUCGAUGACAGCAGAGCUUCCCAACAGGGUGGUGUGUCUGGUGGACUGGCCAGAGUAUGACACCAGGGCGUAUGAAAAAACGUAUCAUUUCUGCGUGACUGUGCUGAUCUACAUCUUGCCGCUCCUGGUGAUAGGAUGUGCCUACACGGUGGUUGGCAUCACUCUGUGGGCUAGCGAGAUACCCGGCGAUUCUUCUGACCGCUACCACGAGCAAGUGUCCGCCAAGCGAAAGGUGGUGAAGAUGAUGAUCGUUGUGGUGUGCACGUUUGCUGUCUGCUGGCUGCCGUACCACAUCUACUUCCUCUUGCAUUUUUUUAACCCCGAUUGGUACCAGGAGAAGUUUAUCCAGCAGGUCUACUUAGCAGUCAUGUGGCUGGCCAUGAGCUCCACCAUGUAUAACCCAAUCAUCUACUGCUGCCUCAAUGACAGAUUCCGCAUUGGCUUUAAGCACGCUUUCCGGUGGUGCCCUUUCAUCAAUGCUAGGGAAUACGAAGGGCUGGAAAUGAAGUCUGCCAGGUACCUCCAGACCCAGAGCAGCAUGUACAAGGUCAGCCGGAUUGAGACAACUGUAUCCUCCGUCACCGGCAACACUGAGGAAGACAUUGAAGAGAGCAACAAAAUUAAGCGCCUGUCCGUGGAUAUGACAUCCAACGGCUCCUCCCGCAGUGACUCUAAAACCGUCUCCGAAAGCUUCAGCUUCUAUUCCAACACGCUCUCCUAA